This is a messenger RNA of Eimeria mitis, 4926 nucleotides long. RefSeq lists its product as uncharacterized. The transcript has 27 exons. NCBI's taxonomy places the organism in Eukaryota, Apicomplexa, Conoidasida, Eucoccidiorida, Eimeriidae. The coding region runs from base 1 to 4926 and encodes 1641 amino acids. The record is from RefSeq and is a predicted model, not a curated record.
AUGACAAGAGGGGUCAUUUCAACACGAAAGACAACACGGCACUCUUCUCGUUUUGCUGUGAACACGACUGAGGUGCGAAAACAUGAAGGACUGGCGGAGCUUCCGUCUUUGGGUCUAGUUGGAUCGUUUGAGCUCUUGGGUUUUCAAAGAGGCGUACCCACCGACGUCGGGUAUGCUGACGAGUUGAUAAGUACCAACAAUGAAGAUUUUUCGGGACUCCAGUUGGAAAGCUCCCCAAACGCUCCGCCUGAAAACCGUCGCAUCGAUCCUGUCUUGCAAAAUGUUGAAAUACCCCUGGAGGUGCGCAAUACCGCCUUGAAGAGCAAGGAAAUCCGUGCACUCGGACUCCUCUUGACGACUUUGCGAACGCUCAUCAGCAAAUCUGUUCUGAGGAACAUAUUUUUGGUUCUAUCGUCCUACUAUAAACUUUACUCACUGUUUCGAGCCUGCGCCGUCGCAUAUGGUCUUGGAUUCCUCUUCAGCAAGGCCGACCAAGUUGCAAACCUCGCGAAUCUUCUUGUUACAACAUUGGCAAGCCUCUUCUUGGACAGCGCGAAGCAUAACAUGUAUGCUAGACUUGUGUCAGACCUGCGGCUUCCAAAUACAGUGGAGCAGAGCUUAUCUGGAUUUAUGCGAAGGGAUAAGGAAAAUCUCGACAGCUACACGCACUCAACGGUCCUCGAAAAUCUCAAAAGAUCUAUGGUGAUGGUUGUAAGGGACUACCUUGACCCCCAGAAUGUGGGAGACGCAAUAGACCAAGCCCUCGUGCCUUCGGAGCCUGCGGCUAUCCAACUCAUUGAUUUCUCUACGGAGACCAUCAGCAUGGACAAGUUUAAGGCAGAUCACCCUUUCAUAUUCCUGCCGCACCAUGUGGAGACGCCUGUUCACGUAUUUACGUCUGAGCUUCGAAAGCCUGGCACGACAUACUACAAACUUUUACGGUCGUUGCAGUCCAUAGCUCUCCCGAUAUUUCUCGGCCAGAGCACGAGCCACUGGGAUUCAGUAGUUAGUCACCAAAUACGGCCUAUCAUGGUGGAAAUGGGCGUCAAAGUGCAAGACCUAGCAAUUUCGAUGAUGAAAGCCCGGGUCCAUAAGCUGCCAAACCUGCUGGAGUGGGUAAACAGAGAUGUGGACUACAGAGCUCUGGUUGCAACCGACUGGGUUCCUUUGAUCGGCGCACUUAGCAACUGGGAGGCAAAAGAUGAGAUGUACUCUUCACAUGGGUUGAACUGGAGAGAUGCCGCCAGAAUGAAGCAGAUGUACCUCUUCUUCCUUCAACAAGCAGCUCGAAUAUCUUUUCUUCAAAGGGGGAUUGAACAGCCUGUCAUUCGGCCUGGGAAAUCCAGCUGCAUGAGCCAGUUCGUUGCUCGGCUGCAGUCUACAGGAAGCCCGCGUCUGAAGGCUAUGCUGGAUCGCGUUAAUCUACCCUACUCUUUUUUGACAUGGGAACUAGUUAACUUGUGCUUCAUCAAGGGAAAGGACUGCAGCAGACUGCCUCUGUAUUUCACGUCCUUAAAGGGAACGAAGCUGACUCUAUCAGUAAGCGAAGUGGCCGUUCCCCUGGAAUUCGAACUUCGCGAGCCGCCGAACCCGCAAACUGCAAAAAUUCUCCAGUCCUUCCCUAAGACUGUACGUCCGAUGCGAUCACCGUUCGGUUAUGCGGGCAAAGGACGCCCUCUCUCUCUUCAACCGGCAGGUCUUUUUGCGCGAAUUAGAAGGGGCCUAGUGACGAGAACAAAGGAACUACUGUCUCCGUUCUUGACUCUCAUUACUCUAGCCCGACAAGCAUGGGGUCGUCUAAUUCAGCGGCUCAAGAAAGCUCAUGGCCCGAAGAUAUCUAUGAGGAUAAAGCCUGCUAAAGAUGCACCCGAGUUCUUGACAAUAACGUUGGAAGCCACAGGCAGAGUAGUGCAGCUUGUAGGAAGGCCCUUGCAUAUGCUGCAACGCAUUGAUCCCUUUCAAUGCGAGGCCGGGAAAGAAAUGAAGUCUAAUGGGGAAAGUUUCCAGCUGACAACAGCUGGAGGGAUGCAAGGAACCAUUAAUUUUCUCCGGGAAUGGCAUCACACCAAGAAGCUCUUGCGCUCUGCUUACCCAGAAGCAAGAGAUUUGGAGAUUCAGCAGGACAUUUCCGAAUGGCACAAUCCAAGUCGCAGGAACCUCGAGAAAAUGCUGAGGCUAAAUGGUGUCGACGGAAGGCCUUUCAAGGAAUCGUGGACAGUCAUUCUCAACUGCAGUGAAACCGCUGAGAACGUCAGGUGGGAAGUUUUGGAUCUCGACGUACCAAAUCAAGAGCAGAUGGUGGUGAAAGAAUAUGUGCAAGACUUUGGAGAACUGGCGACAUUGGCGUCUGCAGUGGAAAAGGAGCUGAGUCUGGUAGCUGGCGUCGACCAUGUGCUGAAAAGAAUGCAGGAGACAUUUUUUGACCACGCAUACAAACGGAUGCUCUACAUUGAGAGCCCAGGCGCCUUUCUUCAACAGCUAAUUGACUCAGAUUCACAGCAGAUUGCUCGUGAAUUUGAGCACUGGCUACUGCAGCGACUUCAAGGCAACUCUCGGAGCAAAAGGUGCAGGCCUGCCUCAUUUUAUGGCAAGGCAUACGCGCAGUACGUCGCACUACUAGCAUACUACGAAAAGAAAGACUUAACGGCUCCGGUUCCGGACCUCGAAGAAGUCAAACGCUUCCUCCUUACUGCAAGCGUGCCCAAGGGUCACUUAGUGCGCAUCCCUCGUGAAGAAGACAGUCAACACAGUGGCAUAUACAGAAUGGUUGAGCGUCUAGAUCGCUGCACUUUUCUGCUUGAAGAUGCCAACCGUUCCCAACUGGCUACCGACGCCAGUCUCCAUAUAGUGCGAAGAUUCGAGGACGGAGACCAAAUUUCACACCAGUACGUACUACGCCGGCAAUACAAGCUUAUAGAAAAGGAUGCGACUACUGGAGUUUGCAAAGUCAGAGACAGGCAUGGCUAUCAAUUUGACUUGCAUUCGGAGGAAACAACACCAAUAACGAUUGGCCAAUUUGCCUAUCAAAGCAGCAAGCUCUCAAAGGGUACCUGGGUCUUAUCUGACUCCAAAGCGGCUUAUAAUACUGUUAUUGAGCUGAAGAUCAAUUACCUGACGGAGUUUGAAGUCGAGCAGAGCAUUGUACAGGACUGCUACACAGGCAUUGCCUGCAUCAUCAGAGACGACCGGGACUUGCCAAUUAUGGUGCACUAUGCCAUUCCAGAACUGGCGACAUCCGCCUGGACAGGUCCUUGGUUAUGGUUGUUCCUCAACGGCCUGCACGCCGAAUACCUCAGUAUUAUCUCAAGCCAACUGUUCGUAAGGCGAAGCCGCGAGACAAACGCUUCCGUCCCAAACAGGUGCUUUGCAUCUUUGGAGAACUUCGAAGCGUUCUUUCCUGGUGCAUCGAGCGGAAGCGAACUUGCUCCAACAAAUUCUGCGCAGUUGUCGUUUUUCCAACAAACGGAACAGAUUGUCUCAAAGACGGCGUACGCAGCUUACCUGCUUCGCAAAGAAAGAGAGGAGUCCGCAAUUUCUGGAGUUAAGCAGCACUUCAGGAACAGGACGUGUGGCCCCCUUUGCGCGGCCUGGUGGCUGAAGGCAAACGAACUCAAGUCCAUGGUGAGACGCUUUUCUGAAGCAGGACAACCGCCCUUGACCCCCCAACAUGAGCAGUUUAUCCUCGCCAAAGCGCUUUCAACCACUCCUCUUGGGGAAUACUGGACAAGUCGCAUCUGUACAUUUCAAAAAAGCUUCCGAAAACUCUUCACCCUCCUGCGUCUUCCGUAUGAGCAAGAAGCUACGGUCCCCUGCUCAAAGAUGUCCGCCAUCAUAAUCUUAGCCACAAUAAUGAGUGACAUUACUCUCCUGAUUAGACGGCGAGCAGUCACUACUGGGAAGCAGCGUGUUAAAAACAUGGAGGAGCUACUCCGUUUUCUUAAAGACAAUCAUGUCCCUGUACCGUGCACGUAUGAACUACCUGACGCGGCCGACCUCCUAAAUCCCACUGUUCCACCAGAUUCCGAGGAAUGCAUGCGAAGGGAUAUCGCCGCAAAUGCUUUCAUGCGCAUGAAGUCGCUUAUUGACGCCGCACACGUGCAGGUAGAUGACGUGAUCCAGGAAAUUCGAAAGAGAUUUACUGCGACGCUAUAUUCACGGCUUUCCCCACGCUUUGUUUCAACUAGUUCGGAAGAGUACCGCCAUCAGGCAGCUGAGUUUAGAGAUGUUGAUGAAGAAGUCGAUGACUUGUUCGCUGCGCUUUACCAUAGCAACAUACAGGACCAAAGUGGUUUCAGGCAGGAGAGGACCAUCUUACUUUUCACAGGGCUCUUCCUCAUUCAAAUAUCAGCUAGAGGGACUUCUUUUUCUAACUCGGUUAUUCAGUUUGUCCUGGAAGACGGGAAGGCCGAGGAAAGCUUAAAGGAGACUGCAUGGCCUCUCCUUGGUUUGCUUCUGCGCCAAACGGUUUUGGUGCAAAGUGACCCUGCAGCCACGUAUGAACUGCAGUGUGAUGCACUCAAGAACCUCCGCUGGGGACUGAAGAAGCUGGGACUGGGAAGCGGAGAAAAAACAAUUCAGCAGGUAGUGCAACUGUUUUUGGAAGACGCAAACUUCGCCGAAGUGGCAUCUUUCCUGCCUCCGCCGGUGGAAGGAUUUGAUACUCACGCUGUGCCUGUGGGCUUCCUUCGGUUCCAAUCCGGCCAAACCCCUUACUCAGUGCUAGUGACGCCGAGCGGAGACGCCUUGUUCGGCAGCAUUUCUGAGCGUGUAGAGAGAUCCGGAGCGCAGAAAAGAGGUAGUCGGUCUCUUGUUUCAGUAAGAGUCUCUGAAGGGAUUCUCUAUGUGGAAGACGCAGUCUCCGAAGAAAUUUACAGAUUCGACGAGCCAACAGGCGAGUUGACUCCAGAGCGGGCCGAGUUAUCUUAG